Mya arenaria is the source of this 5761-nucleotide messenger RNA. RefSeq lists its product as uncharacterized. NCBI's taxonomy places the organism in Eukaryota, Metazoa, Mollusca, Bivalvia, Myida, Myidae. The transcript has 11 exons. Bases 74 to 2587 code for a protein of 837 amino acids. The record is from RefSeq and is a predicted model, not a curated record.
AAAGAAUGGAUGCUGGAUAUGAUGCUAUGAAACUUGUUUGCAUUUAAUCUUAAACGGAAUUUUAUUUGGAAACAUGUACUUAGGACGGGCUAAAAAGACUAUUGAUCAACUAGAUCAGAAGGAAUUUGAAGAAAAGACGGCUAAACAUGCAGAACGCGAGUCGAGAAAGUCGGAGAGCGAUGUGGGACAACUGUCCGAGGAUUUUAAAGUGGAUGAGUUACCGGAUGGUGCAUGUUUUCGGCUAAAAACGGUUAAUAUGGACACAGAAGAUCCAACAACAGCAAUAAGAAAUGCAGAGUAUAUUGGAUCUUUCUCAGUGAGUGGUGACAGUCAGUCGUCAAGGACCGAAUUUGUGCAGCAGCAACUGGAAAACAUGCAUAAUGUUGAGAAGAGCAAGAAGGUUGUUCUGGUUAUCUCCCUUUCUGGUGUCAAGGUGUGCAGCAGUAAUGGUGAAAGCGUGUACAUGGCACAUUCCUUGAACCGAAUCUCGUAUGCCGCCUGUGAUCCGGAGCAUCGACAGUUUUCAUUCCUAGCGCGAGAACCAAAGGGCCAUAUCAAAAUCCAGUUUUGCCAUGCCUUCAUUACCAGUACUCCGACAGAGGCAGAAGAACUGAAUACCAUCAUCGGCAAUGCGUUUAAGAUGGCAUAUGCAAAACAAAAAUCCAGCCAGCAGCCAACGUUCCAUGAGCUGAUAGAGCGACAACUGGUCGAACAACGCGCCAAAUUUGAAGUCUACCAAGAGCAGGCAAGUCGUGCAUUACAGCAGCGACUGACAGAGAUCGCGACACCUACAGCAAUGCAGCGUAUGGAGAUGCGUAGGCAGUCAUCCAGCGACGAUUUGCUUGAUGACAAUCGGUCAGGAAGUCCCAGUCCGUCGAGUGAACGGGAUUUUGUCAUUGGAAAGAACAAAGUCUGGUCCACUCUUAGUCGAAUCACUAAAAAGGCAAAGCAAGCUGCAGACCGUGUCCAACACAGGUCGCCUCACCGUGAUGUCGGCACCACGUUCACAUCCUCACAUUCAUCCCCUGACAGCCUCUCCCCGCAGCACCAGCCCGGCCCUGCCCCCCAACAUAAUGGGAACGUUAGAAGGUCUGACCCAGUAUUCUCUAUGACCAAACGAAACUCCAACCCUGUUCAUCUUUCGCCUUCAAAGUCUUCCAGUAUGAAUGUGAAUAUGAAUGUAAAUGCGAAUUUGAAUUCGCCAAACAAGAGAAAUUCUUCACCGCAAUUGACAUCUUUUCAAAAUUUCCAAGUUGUGACUAUACGAGAGUCUUUGGAAAAUAACACAAACAAUUCUCCCCGCUACAAGGGAUCGCCAGUGACGGCGCUGAAGGAUGAGAUAGAUCGGAGGUUCUCAAGUGCAGGGGGUACUGGGACGCUGGAUUCGGGGCUGGGAUGGGGGAUGGGGGAGGAGAUAGGGAGCCUGAACCGCCCUGAUGUGAUUCCCCCACCCCAACAUCUGUAUAAUAAUGAAGAUCAGUUUCACAGUCAAGCCCUACCCCAAGUGUCGAGAAUACAGAACCGUCCCCUCCCUGCCAUUCCCGGUGAGAAUGACGUUGUGUACGACCAUCGCGCAAGUCCGCGUGUGCGUAACUGGACCAGUCUGGAUGAUGAUGUCAUACCCAACCAGACAAGAUCCAACGCACACCCGCGUCUGCGUGACAGUCCGAAACGGCGACCCCAGCGUCCCCAAAGCGAGGUUAUUUUGGACUCGAAAUUUUCAGCUUUCUCAGGGAGCAAUAUUGAUCAGCCUGGUGUGUAUAUUUACGGCUUCAAGUCACACACACAGAGCGAAUUAUCAAGAAACAGUUCCACAGAUCAGACAAGUUUUACACAUAAUAGUUUUAGUCAAGUAAAUAUAUCCUCGGGGUCGCCUAGUAAAUCUAUGCAACAUCAACAACAAAGGGAUGUAACUCAUCCUAGAUACUCUCCAAAGGUGGAGAACUCCGAUCGAUGUUAUUCUCCAAAGGGAGGCCAUUUUGGCCAGCAGGCCAGCUAUGAUAUGCACAGUCUACCAAAUGGGAAAGCUUCACCUCCAAUACAUUUCCAGAAUCAUAAAAGUGGGGAAGAUGUUGAUGGGGCUGUCAGCUCGACAUCAGCAAAGGAGAAAGGCAAAGGACUGGAGUCAUUGAUGGGUCUAGAUCGUAGUCAUAUUGAAGACGAAACCCUGCGGCACGCUUGUUGGUAUCAGGCAGGCAUUCCUAGGGACGUGGCCUUGGAGAUCUUGCAACAAGAGGACAUUGGUUCGUUUAUCGUGCGAGACAGCUCCACACACCCUGGCUGCUAUGCGCUGUCUGUCCGUGUGCCCAAGUUUGAGAAUCCAUCUGGAAUAUCCCACUAUCUCAUCAUGAAGACACCAAGGGGUGUUAAAUUAAAGGGUCUGGAAAAGGAAUGGUCAAACCUUCUGUCCCUUGUCACCCACCACACGGUUAUGCCAGAGAUGUUGCCCUGCCCCCUACGAUUGCCCCGAGACACGUCAAACCCUGCAUUUAACCCAGCUGACAGGGACGAUCGGGAAGAGGAUCCGGAUUACCAACGUUUGGCGGACUUUUCUUCCAUGAUGGAAGCGUUAAAGGAAAAAGAGUGAUUUGCUCUUGAAUACUCUUCAGGAGAAAAUGAGUUUUAUUGCUCUUAAGCCUUGCCUUUGACUGCUCCUAAGAAGACACAGUUUCCUCGGAGAAAGAUUGUUGUGAUCAAGUUGUCAAGGUGUGAUUUUCAAGGGAUAUAAUUUCUAGUUAUUGAUUUUGAAAGUGACUUCCCUUAUUUCAGUGACAUUAACUUUUAAGUGGCAAUAGUUGAUAUAUAACUUCAGAAAUAAUGGAGUAUUUCUUGUGCCAAUUUCUUUAAGAGGACAUUUGCAAUGCCACUUUGGUGGAUAACAGUCUUUGUUAAUCUGUCCAAAGGCCAAGCUUAGUUGUUUGUUAUAGUUUACAGAUUAAAAUCUGUGUGAAAGUAAACAGACAGUGAAAUGAGUAAUUAACUACUUAGGGAUCCUGAAAAUAUUUUGUGCAAUGUUUUAGAAAACUUUUGAAGGGCUAUGGUGAUAGUUUUUCAUUUAUAAGUGGAGGUGUUUAGAUUUCAUACUGUGAUCAAAGAAUUCAUUCUACUUGUAUGAUUAUUACAGAAAAUCGUAGACAUGUGCAUUGUUUGUAUGUAUUUAUAUUCAUUUGUGAUAUGACACAUUUUUUACUCUUACCUAAGAUAAUGUUAUAAGCAAAGUCUUCAUCUAACACUUGCCUAAGAUACAUAGUGAAGAAAUGUUAUCAUUUUCACAACAUUUUUGACUCUUGCAUUAGAAAAAAGGCCAGCAGUCUUCAUCUUAAAUAACAUUUUUGACCUUUGCCGAAGGUAAAUUGGCAAUAUCUUUCAUUUUUACAACAUUUUCAACUCUUGCGGAAGAUAAAUAGGCAAGAUGUCUUCAUCUACACAACAUUUUUUUACUCUUGCCGAAGAUAAGUAGGCAAGACGUCUACAUAUGAACAACAUUUUUGACGCUUGCCAAAGAUAAAUAAGCAAGUAAAGUCCUCAUCUACACAUUUUGUACUCUUACAUAAGAUAAUGUUAUAAGCAGUCUUCAUCUAACACUUGCCUAAGAUACAUAGUUAAGCAAUGUAAUCAUUUGCACAAUAUUUUUGACCAUUGCAUUAGAUAAAAAGGCCAGCAGUCUUCAUCUUAAAUAACAUUUUUGACCUUUGCCGAAGAUAAAUUGGCAAUAUCUUUCAUUUUUACAACAUUUUCAACUCUUGCUGAAGAUAAAUAGGCAAGAAGUCUUCAUCUACACAACAUUUUUUACUCUUGCCGAAGAUAAGUAGGCAAGACGUUUACAUAUGAACAACAUUUUUGACGCUUGCCAAAGACAAAUAGGCAAGUAAAGUCCUCAUCUACACAACAUUGAACAGUCUUUCAUAUGGAGACCUAAGGUCUUUAGCUAAAGGGAGGCUAUUCACAUCAAUACCAAAGUAUAACUUGAAGUAUUAACUCCCUUUGAUAUAAAAUGUGCUUUAUGUUUACAGUGUCUGUGUGCUAUUCUGUGAUAUAAGCAUGAAACUUACAGUGAUGUAUGUUAAGAAUUGUAUUAAGUCAUUUUAAGAUAUGUCAGGAAUAAUAAAAGGUGGAUUAGAAAAAUAUUCAAAUAUUAGGUACCUUUAAGAAUAGUUGUAAAGAAAAUGAAGAAUUUUAUCAUGUAGACAAGGGUAGAAAAAAUAAUUACAAACUGGAGUUAAAAUCUCAUCUUUAGAACAUAUAAUGAAAACUAUAUUAAAUAAUAUAAAUUUUGAUUUGAAAAAAUAACACUUUGCAUAAAUACUGUAUUCAAAUACAUCUCUAUCAGAAAAAAAAACAAAAUAAAAGAAAAACAUAUGACCUUCUUCAAUAUUACCAUUUAAUAAAAAAAUGCAUUUAAAUUGAGUGGUUUAUUUUCUGACCAGUAGGAAUUGAGUAUUGUUAUAUAACAUGUGUGUGAUGGUUAUAUAAAACUGGAAACAAGGUGCAUCGCAUCGCAUGUGAUCAAGUAUCUUCUGUAUUAUGUAUGUAUUAAGAUGUGUGUAAAUUAUUAUUGAUAUAUUCUAGUCAUUCAUGUUUUGUACAAUACUAUGUUGUUAUUAUUAUAUGUAUCAAAUCCUUUAUAAUGUUAUUGCCAUAUUUAAGAUGUUAUAAAUAAAACUGCAUCUUCUAAUAAUAAUGGUAAAUAAUGGUACUGAACAUGUUAUCUUAUUCGAAGCAUAAUGGGCGGAUUGUUGAAAUGUUCAGAAUUGUGUUAAAGUUAACUUUAAGGUCAAUGUUUACUUUCAAAUUUUUACUGCUUUGGAAGUUUAAUGAAUGCAAUAUUUCUAAUAAGAUUUGAGACAACUGUUUCAGCUGUACUUAUUUUAUAGAAAUUCAUGAGCACAGCAUCAAAUAUUGCUGUUUAAAAGUUAACGAUAUUGCCUUUAAUGAUGUUGCAUGUUUAAAGUUAACAAUGAUGCGGUUAACAAUGUUGUUAACGUUAACAAAGUUCCAGACAAUCGGCUCUUGAUCAUUUCAGCAUUAUAAAAGAAAAGAACUGUAAUUCUGAAUAAUUUUUUAUAGUAUUUAACACCAAUUAGCGUCUUAAAACAUCAAAUCAGCUUUAAACAAUGGCUAAAUUUUAUAAUCAUUUUUGUAAAAAAAAUAUCAUUUAGAAUUCUUUAGAAAAGUCAUUAGAAAAAAUGAAUUUGAAAGAUAACUGAUUCUUUUUUUAUCUUACCUUCAUCAUAGUAUUUAUUAUCAUGUAAUCAUUUUAAAGGAGAAUUAUCACAGUUUUUAAAUGGUCGUCUGUUCAGUAGGCUUAUCAUAAUGAAAAACAAAGUCAUUUUAAACUUUAGUGCCUUUAUGCUUUUUAAAUUUAUUUUCUAAUAAUAAAGUCAAUACUUUGUACAUAAAUCUUUUAUUUUCCUCUGUGAAUAGUUCUGUUACAAUAAGUGGUGUUCUCAAUGGACUGCAAUUUAAUGAUGUAAUAUUUUGUUUUGUUUUCAUACCUUAAGUUUUUGUACAAGUGGCAAAAUGGUAUUCUUUUCUCUUUUAAGGGAAAUUGAUAUUAAGUCAAAAUAAACAAUAAUUAUCACCAAAAUUUUACAAAUUUAAAUCUGAUGUCAAGUUUCUUUGUUCGAGUAGAAACUGUUUUUAAUACAUAUGUUUUAGCAAAUUUUUGACAUUUUAUGUUUAUUUAUUUGUGGUUGUUUCAAGUCUUUGGUUAGUUGAUAAUUGUUUCUUGCCCAUAUUGAAAUAAAAGUAUUGAAAUCCA